Messenger RNA from Vigna unguiculata (cowpea), 1285 nucleotides. Its product is annotated as putative cyclin-D6-1. The record is from RefSeq and is a predicted model, not a curated record. Lineage: Eukaryota; Viridiplantae; Streptophyta; Magnoliopsida; Fabales; Fabaceae.
CCACUACUUCCAAUAAAGAACGCCAACACAAUCACUUUAUCAACACAGAAAGCGAAGCUUCUCUUUCUUUUCCAUCAAUUCAGUUGCCACUUUUUGUCUCUUUGUCUUUCUUAUUCCUUGAAUUCCUCAAUAACAAUGAACAGAACGUAGAACGCAGACUAGGUUAUCAAGAAAGGGAAGAUGGAGUUUGAUCUUGAAGACCCACUAGUCAGCUUGGGAGAAGAACAAAACUUUACUGUAUCAGAACUCUUUGCCUCCGAAUCAGAUCACAUGCCCUCCCCAAACUACUCAAGUCUAACACAUUUUCACGUUUUCUCUUGUGAGGCCAUAUCUCUUAUUCUUCAGGUUCAGCUUUCUUACAAACUGGACCCUUUUGUAGCUUACCUUGCUAUGAAUUACAUGCACCGUUUCAUGUCAAACCAGGAAAUUCCGAAGGGGAAGCCGUGGUAUCUUAGGCUUGUUGUCGUAUCAUGUCUCUCUCUUGCUUCAAAGAUGAAAAACACAACUUUGCCAUUUUUGGAAAUGCAGAAAGAAGGUUGUAACUUUAAGGCUCAAAGUAUUCAGAAAAUGGAGCCUCUGAUUCUCGGGGCACUGAAAUGGCGUAUGAGGUCAAUUACACCUUUUUCUUUCCUGCGCUUCUUUAUCUCUUUAGCUGAAAUUGAAGACCAAUCACUGAAGCAAGCACUCAAAGAGAGAGCUUCUACUAUAAUCUUCAAUGCUCAAAAUGAAAUUAAGCUUUUAGAGUAUAAGCCUUCAACUAUUGCAGCAACUGCCCUUAUCAUUGCAUCUCAUGAACUACUCCCACAUCAAUAUUCUAUUCUGAGAGCUUCAAUUAUAUCCAGUGAGUACCUAGAUGAGGAGACAUUGUCCAAGUGCUUUGAUUUGAUGCAAGAGAUGAUAAGAACGGUAGAAAAAGAGUUAGUGACAGAAACUCCAGGGAGUGUGCUUGAGAGAAACACCAAACGACAAAGAAUUUAAUGGUGUAUAUGUUGCAGAAACAAAUUCCUGUUUUCCUCCAAACUCAAGAAGGAGGAAGCCGAGGGAGAACAAUCAUGUUUGGUCCAUAUGUCGUUCACCAUAAAGGAAUUACUGUAAUCUAUUGCAUAAAAUGAAAUUCAGAAAUUACAUUAUUAAAAUGAAAAUGGUCAAAAUUUCAAUCCCAAGGCAAUUAAAUCAUGGCUUCAAUCUCACACGAGAAAGUUCUAAAAACUGGUUCAACGUAGUUUGUUUCACUGUUUUAGGCUUGGCUGUGGCUGUAAAUGAAUACACUUGAUAUGUUCCCUAU